AUGGUGAGGCUGGGCAAGCGUAGGAGCCGCCAACCUCGCAGUCCGAAAGGCGACUCGGGUCCUGACUCCACCGUAGCUUUGCCCCUCCGAGCCAUAGGGCCCCCAGCCGAGCCAAAUGGCUUGGUCCCUUUGCAGUAUUGGCCUUUUUCCUCAGCAGAUCUUUAUAAUUGGAAAUCUAACCAUCCUUCUUUUUCUGAAAAUCCAGCAGGACUCACGGGACUUCUUGAGUCCCUUAUGUUCUCUCACCAGCCCACUUGGGACGAUUGCCAACAGCUACUCCAGAUCCUCUUCACCACUGAAGAGCGAGAAAGGAUUCUUCUGGAGGCCCGCAAGAACGUUCUCGGGGACAACGGGGCCCCUACACAACUCGAGAACCUCAUUAAUGAGGCUUUCCCCCUCAAUCGACCUCAGUGGGAUUACAACACAGCUGCAGGUAGGGAGCGUCUCCUGGUCUACCGCCGGACUCUAGUGGCAGGUCUCAAAGGGGCAGCCCGGCGCCCCACCAAUUUGGCCAAGGUAAGAGAGGUCUUGCAGGGACCGGCAGAACCCCCUUCGGUUUUCUUAGAACGCCUAAUGGAGGCCUAUAGAAGGUACACUCCGUUUGAACCCUCUUCUGAGGGGCAGCAGGCUGCGGUUGCAAUGGCCUUCAUCGGACAGGCAGCCCCAGAUAUCAAGAAAAAGUUGCAGAGGCUAGAGGGGCUCCAAGAUUAUUCCUUACAAGAUUUAGUGAGAGAGGCAGAAAAGGUGUACCACAAGAGAGAGACAGAAGAGAGAGAAAGACGGCGCGAUAGGCGCCAAGAAAAAAACUUGACUAGGAUUUUGGCCGCAGUGGUAGGUGAAAGAGGGUCUAGAGAUAGGCAGACAGGGACCCUGAGCAACCGGGCAAGACCGACACCUAGGGACAAAAGGCCUCCUCUCGACAGGGACCAGUGCGCCUACUGCAAAGAGAAAGGCCACUGGGCAAGGGAAUGCCCCCGAAAAAAGAAAAACGACAAAAAAGCUAGGGUUCUAUCCCUAGACGACUAGGGGAGUCAAGGUUCGGACCCCCUCCCCGAACCUAGGGUAAC
Molecule: messenger RNA, 1067 nt
Organism: Cynocephalus volans (Philippine flying lemur)
Lineage: Eukaryota; Metazoa; Chordata; Mammalia; Dermoptera; Cynocephalidae
Exons: 2
Coding region: 1-1026 (341 amino acids)
Biological process (GO): virion assembly
Molecular function (GO): nucleic acid binding; zinc ion binding
Source: RefSeq, a predicted model, not a curated record